AUUUGACAGCAAAAAGAAAGUCAAAACUUAACCAAAAAAAGUAUCAAAAUAAACAAAAUUAGAUCAUCUUACUUAAGCCAAACUCCAGCAUUGGACUCGAAAUAAAAUGAGCAAGUAACGAACAACGAAGACAUUAUUAAAAUGAUUCGUUUAACUAAAAUAAUAAAAAUAAAUAACACGAAAAAAUAUUUUAUCUUGAAACAUUUUUGUCAUACGGAAGCAUCAAAUAAUCAUCAUGAUAUUAUCGUUGCCGGUGGAGGCAUGGUUGGCUCUACCAUGGCCUUAGCAUUAGGUAAAAAUUCAAUAUUGAAUUCAAAGAAAGUAUUAUUGCUGGAAGGCAGACCACAAUCAAAAAUAGCAAUAUCGGAAACGUACAGUAAACGUGUAUCUGCGAUAACGCCAUCAUCUGUUGAAUUAUUCGAAUCAUUGGGUGCAUGGAAACAUAUACAACAAGUUCGAUAUGCUCCCGUUAAUUGUAUGCAGGUUUGGGAUGGAUGUUCAGAUGCACAAAUUACAUUUAACCAUGAUGAUUUUGAAAAUUUGGCGUAUAUUGUUGAGAAUAAUUUAAUUUUACAAUCGAUUGAAAAAGAAUUAGCAUCUUUGGCCGCUGGUGACAAUUCUUCAAUUAAAUUAUUUUACGGUGCGAAAAUAAAAUCAUAUGAUUUACCGACAUCUAAGGAGGGAGUGGCAAAAGUUACUUUAGAAGAUGGUACAACUUUCACUUGUGAUUUAUUGAUUGGAGCAGAUGGAGCAAAUUCGAGGAUACGAAAUGCAAUGGGAGUACAUUAUGUUCACUGGAAUUACGAUCAACGUAGCAUUGUGGCCACAUUACAUUUAGCAGAUGAUAUGCCAAAUACAACAGCGUGGCAACGAUUUACACCAGAUGGGCCAAUCGCUUUGUUGCCUUUAACAUCAAAAUUGAGUUCCCUUGUAUGGUCUACAACUUCUGAAAAUGCACGAAAAAUUAGCAAAUUACCAAAUGAUCAAUUCGUGGACGCUGUAAAUGAAGCUUUUUUCAAACAAUUUCCACGCGAUCAACUAGUUGACAACUUAUCAAAAGGAAUGACUGAUUUACUUACUAAAUUGAAUGUAAAUCAGAAUAAUAACGUUCGACAAUUACCACCGCAAAUUGAAGGGGUUGAUGAAGGAAGUCGAGCUGUGUUUCCAGUUGGUUUUGGACAUUGUUCAAACUAUGUGAAUCAUGGAGUUGCGUUGAUUGGGGAUGCUGCACAUCGAGUUCAUCCAUUGGCCGGUCAAGGUGUAAAUCUUGGCUUUCAAGAUGUUGCUCUCUUAACAAAAUUAAUUGAAGAAGCUGUUUAUCGAGGCUCUAAAAUAGGUAACUUUGCAUUAUUAAAAGAGUAUGAACGGAAAUCACAAAUUAAUAAUGUUCCAACUGUAUUUGGUAUCGAUGCUCUACAUAAAUUAUAUUCAACAACGUUUAUGCCAUUGGUAUUGGUAAGAAGUUUAGGUUUACAAGCUGUUCAUUCAUUACCUCUAGUGAAGAAAUUAAUAAUGAAGUACGCACAACGGUAAAAAGAUUUCUGUAGCAGUAAAAAAAAAUAUUUAUUUGUU
Messenger RNA from Chrysoperla carnea, 1572 nucleotides. It is a transcript of the gene Coq6, whose product is annotated as ubiquinone biosynthesis monooxygenase COQ6, mitochondrial. Gene Ontology annotation, molecular function: 2-octaprenyl-6-methoxyphenol hydroxylase activity; oxidoreductase activity, acting on paired donors, with incorporation or reduction of molecular oxygen, NAD(P)H as one donor, and incorporation of one atom of oxygen; FAD binding. Lineage: Eukaryota; Metazoa; Arthropoda; Insecta; Neuroptera; Chrysopidae. Gene Ontology annotation, biological process: ubiquinone biosynthetic process. Bases 142 to 1533 code for a protein of 463 amino acids. The transcript is spliced from 9 exons. The record is from RefSeq and is a predicted model, not a curated record. Gene Ontology annotation, cellular component: mitochondrion.